AGGUAUGACGCACGAUUGCUCCUCGAUGCCCUGCCGGAUGUUCCGCUGCCUACCGCUACGUCCGUAGAGGAACCCAGCUCGCCAGGCGGCUGGUCCGACCUCCCAUCGGAUGCAGAGGAUACGUUCUUCUUCUCCUCGCAAGAAGUGGAGGACUAUCGACGCGAGAAGCGACGACGCAUUAUCAGCGAGGAUCGCCAGGCGCGACUUCGAGCAAUCCGCUCCGAAGUUGGGGACGAAGAAAAGGUUGACGCGGAUCCUCGUGAAGAAUGGGGCGGCAGCGACGAAGAGCCGGAUGAUACCCAACUCGAGCUCAUGCGUCGCACGGCCGCGCACGUCCAUACUUCACCAAACCCGGCGCAACUCGAAAUGCGCAUCCUUGCGAAUCAUGGCGCUGAUCCGCGCUUUGCAUUCCUGCGCGGACGAUGGUCGCGAGCGUGGCGCUUAACCAAGAGUAAGCUACGGCUCGAGCUUGAAGCAAAAAAGACGAAAGACAAAGGCGCAGCGCUGUCGGGCGGGGCUGGCAUAGGCGGCCUAUCCGGGUAUGGUGACAGCGACGACGACGACGACGGCAGCGCAGAAGAAGGCGAUGGCGGAGACGACAAGCUGGCAAACGAACCCGCCGAAGAGGGGAAGAAGGAUAUUGCUGAGGACAUGGAGGCGAACGCGUCCGAUGACGCGCUGAAGGCGGCCAGACGGGAAAGAGCACGAGAAUGGGCUGAGAAACGGCGCGCGGCGAAGGAAGCUGCAGAUAGAUCUCAAGAGAACUCGUUAUAA
Messenger RNA from Trametes versicolor FP-101664 SS1, 774 nucleotides. RefSeq lists its product as uncharacterized. The record is from RefSeq and is a predicted model, not a curated record. The transcript has 2 exons. The annotation marks the transcript as partial. Lineage: Eukaryota; Fungi; Basidiomycota; Agaricomycetes; Polyporales; Polyporaceae.